UCUGCCCUGGGCCCCACAUUUUGGGGUGGGCUGCGGUGCCCGGUGCAGUACUGGAGGCCGGCAGGCCGAGCCUCCACCAAACUACUUCCAUCGCCGUUCCCUGGCUUUCUGUGUCAGCAGGCCGCGGAGGCCGCAAGCGACGAGCUCUCCAGGGCGGAGGGAAGGUGGCUGCGUCUGUCAGCCAGGCCCAGGCCGCCGGCAGCCGGCCUCGCCGCGCCCGGUGUCGGGGAGCGGCGGCGGCGGGAGGAAAGGGCCCGGCGGGGCCCGGCCAGGCCCGCGUCGCCAUGGCGACGGCGCUGGGCUGCUGCCAUGGCGGAGAAGGAGGGGAGCAGCGAGGAUGUCGCAGUAGCUGAAAUUGAGAAAAAGAUUAUGGAAGCUUUUGAGGUGUUUGACCAUGAACGCAAUAAAACUGUGGAUGUCAGAGAGAUUGGUUCAAUUGUCAGGUCACUGGGUUGCUUCCCAACUGAGGCAGAACUACAUGAACUGCUUGCAAAGGUAGAAGAAGAAGAACCGACCGGAUACGUUCAUCUGGAAAAAUUUCUUCCAGUGAUGACAAAAGUACUACUUGACAGAAGCUACCAGCCUAUUCCAGAAGAUGUUCUUCUACAUGCAUUUGAGGUUUUGGAUGAGAAUAAAUGUGGGUAUAUUACUAAAGAGGACGUGAUCAAAUAUUUGACUGAAGAAGGUGAGCCCUUUACUCAGGAAGAAAUGGAGGACAUGCUCUCCACUGCUCUGGAUCCAGAAACAAACACUGUUCGCUACAGAGACUACAUUUCAAUGAUGAUAGUAGAUGAAAGUUAAGAUCUUCCCUUUCAGUGUUCAAGAUGCCUUAUGGUAACAGCAGUGUAGCUUUGCGGUUAGUUGAAAUACGUAUUUUAAAGUAUAACAAAGCUCAGCUUGUGACCUUGUGCUUGUAAUUAAAAUAAAAACUGUGUAGCUAUAUUUCUUUGAGUUCUGUAUACAUAUUGAAAUAUAGUCACACCUGGAAAAAGAGCUCUUGACAGAAAUACUGUGUAAGGUCUGGAAAAGAAAUCAUGGAAUUUAGUUUGAAAAAUACAGGAAAACUAAUGUUAAUGGAGUCAAGAAAUGACUUUACAAUUGCUUCUGAAAAACUAAUAGAAAACGAGACCUGUGAAAAUGAGUAAUAAGUAGGUAAGUGACUACCUUAAGAUGACUAAAAUUGCGAAGGCAUGCUACUAAGAUAAAGCUUUUUUAUUUAAAUGUAAUCCCUGUUUGUAUUUAACUAAUAAGGCAUCAGAUAGGUUACUACUUUUGA
This is a messenger RNA of Chroicocephalus ridibundus (black-headed gull), 1276 nucleotides long. RefSeq names its product EF-hand calcium binding domain 2 (gene EFCAB2). Gene Ontology annotation, molecular function: calcium ion binding. The transcript is spliced from 7 exons. Bases 310 to 801 code for a protein of 163 amino acids. The record is from RefSeq and is a predicted model, not a curated record. NCBI's taxonomy places the organism in Eukaryota, Metazoa, Chordata, Aves, Charadriiformes, Laridae. Gene Ontology annotation, cellular component: sperm principal piece.